AUUCUGGUAAUCUAGCAUUCUAGCUCAGCGCUGCCUUCACUCUUGCGCCUAUAAAUUGGGCACCACUCACCGCCUCGGUCUGCACACAUACUCAUCAGCUUACUGAGCAACACCCAGAGAGAGCACGAGAGAGUGAGUGAGAGAGAGAGAGAGAGGGAAAAAGAUCGAAGGCGAGCAAGAGAGAUGGCAGCUACAGGCACCACGCUCUCGUUCCCGGUGAUCAACAUGGAGAAGCUCCAGACCAAGGAGAAGCCCGCGACCAUGGCGGUCCUCAACGACGCCUGCGAGAACUGGGGCUUCUUCGAGCUGCUGAACCAUGGCAUCUCCCACGAGCUGAUGGACGAGGUGGAGCGUCUGAACAAGGCGCACUACACCAGCUGCCGGGAGCCCAAGUUCCAGGAGUUCGCGGCGCGGACGCUGGAGGCCGGCGAGAAGGGCGCCGACGUCAAGGACGUGGACUGGGAGAGCACCUUCUUCGUCCGCCACCUCCCCGCCUCCAACCUCGCCGACCUCCCCGACCUCGACGACCACUACAGGCAAGUGAUGAAGCAAUUCGCAUCGGAGAUACAGAAGCUGUCGGAGAAGCUGCUGGACCUGCUGUGCGAGAACCUGGGCCUGGAGAAAGGGUACCUGAAGCAGGCCUUCGCGGGGUCCAACGGCCCAACGUUCGGCACCAAGGUGAGCGCGUACCCGCCGUGCCCGCGCCCGGACCUCGUCGACGGCCUCCGCGCGCACACCGACGCCGGCGGCAUCAUCCUGCUGUUCCAGGACGACCAGGUGAGCGGCCUGCAGCUGCUCAAGGACGGGGAGUGGGUGGACGUGCCGCCGAUGCGCUACGCCAUCGUCGUCAACAUCGGCGACCAGCUGGAGGUGAUCACCAACGGGCGGUACAAGAGCGUGACGCACCGCGUGCUCACGCGCCCCGACGGCAACCGCAUGUCCAUCGCCUCCUUCUACAACCCCGGCGCCGACGCCGUCAUCUUCCCGGCGCCCGCGCUCGUCGCCGCCGAGGAGGAGCGCGCGGCGUACCCGAGGUUCGUGUUCGAGGACUACAUGAACCUGUACGUGCGCCAGAAGUUCGAGGCCAAGGAGCCACGGUUCGAGGCCAUGAAGUCCGCCAUCGCCACCGCGUGAGCAAGAAACGCCGAAAGCUAGAAUGGGCGUGGUGGCUGCGUGCAUGCGAGAGCUAGCUGGACACAAUGGCCACGUGUAUCGUGUACGGUACAUAGCCUGCUUAUAGGUGUGGUGUGGUGUGGUGUGGUGUAAUGUAUUGUAUUGUUUAAGUUGCGUCUCGGAUCUAUAUGUACGUAUGUAUUGCAAAGUGUGUAGCGUGCCUAUUUGUACGAGCAACGUGUGCGUGACCAGGAGUUGGUCUGUUACUGUUACUGCCACAUCAUGUUUGGCGAUAAGUAGUUUUCAUCUUUGAGGCAGUGAGUUAUGUGAUCCACUUGUCGGGAACAAAUCAAUUGAAGCUUAAAAAA
Setaria italica (foxtail millet) is the source of this 1481-nucleotide messenger RNA. Its product is annotated as 1-aminocyclopropane-1-carboxylate oxidase 1. The record is from RefSeq and is a predicted model, not a curated record. NCBI's taxonomy places the organism in Eukaryota, Viridiplantae, Streptophyta, Magnoliopsida, Poales, Poaceae. The coding region runs from base 184 to 1134 and encodes 316 amino acids. The transcript has 3 exons.